AUGAGCGCAGGCAAAGGUGAGACCCGGGGGGGGACCUGCCUGGAGCAGGGGGACAGCCUGGCCCCCCCCCGCUGCCCCAGCCCCUGUGCCUGCAGCUUGGACGACUACAGCGAGGAGCUCAACGUGUUCUGCAGCCCCAGCAACCUGAGCCACCUGCCCCACGACCUGCCCCCCAACGCCAAGGCCCUCUGGCUGGACGGCAAUAACUUCACCCUGCUGCCUGGGGCUGCCUUCAGGAACCUCUCAGCCCUGGAUUUCCUGGACCUGCAGGGCAGCCAGCUGGCCGUGGUGGAGCAACACGCCUUCCACGGGCUGAGGAGCCUCUACCACCUCCACCUGGAACGCAACCGCCUCAAGCACUUGGCUCCCCACACCUUCCUGCACACCCAGAACCUCGUGUCCCUCAGCCUCAACAACAACUGCUUCAGCAAGGUGGAAGAAGGGCUCUUCGCUGGGCUCUCCAACCUCUGGUACCUGAACCUGGGCUGGAACUCGCUGGUGGUCCUGCCCGACAGGGUCUUCCACGACUUGCCCAACUUGAGGGAGCUGAUCUUGGCUGGCAACAAGCUGCCCUACCUCCAGCACCAGCUCUUCUGCAGCCUCACCGAGCUGAAGGAGCUGGACCUGAGCGGGAACGCCCUCAAGGGCAUCAAGGUCAACGUCUUCGUCAAGCUGCAGAAGCUGCAGAAGCUCUACCUGAACCACAACCAGCUCAACGCCAUCGCGCCCCGCGCCUUCCUGGGCAUGAAGUCCCUCCGCUGGCUGGACCUGUCCCACAACCGCCUGGCCUCGCUCUUUGAUGACACCUUCCUGGGCCUGCCCAGCCUGCACGUCCUCCGCCUCUCCACCAACUCCAUCACCAGCCUGAGGCCCAGGACUUUCAAGGACCUCCAGUUCCUGGAGGAGCUGCAGCUGGGGCACAACAGGAUCCGGAGCCUGGCAGAAAGGACCUUCGAGGGGCUGGGCCAGCUGGAGGUCCUCAGCCUCAACAACAACCAGCUGCAAGACAUCAGGGUGGGGGCCUUCCUGGGGCUGGACAACGUGGCCGUGAUGCACUUGUCAGCCAAUUGCAUCAAGGUCCUGCCCAAUUAUGUCUUCAAGGGGGUCUCCAAGCUGCACAGCCUCCACCUGGAGCACAGCUGCCUGGGCAGGGUCCGGGCAAACACCUUCUCCGGCCUGUCCAGCCUGAGGAGGCUCUUCCUGCAGCACAACAUCAUCUCCUUCAUCGAGGACCAGAGCUUCAGCGACCUGCACGAGCUCCUGGAGCUCGACCUGAAGCACAACAGGCUGAGCCACCUCUCAACCCAGCUCUUUGCGGGCCUCAGCAACCUGGAGUACCUCUUCCUCUCCUCCAACCAGCUCCUGGAGAUCUCCCAGGACACCUUCAGCCCGCUCAAGAGACUCUUCUGGCUCGACCUCUCCCAUAACCAGCUGGAGACGCUGGACACCGCUGUCAUCUCCCCCCUGGCCAACCUGAGGUACCUCAGCCUGAGGAACAACUCUCUGGAGACCUUCUCGGUGGGCUUCCUGUGCCCUCCCGUGGCCCUGGAGCAGCUGUGGCUGGGGGGCAACAACUGGCACUGCAACUGUUCCCUGAAGGGCCUGAGGGACUUCUCCCUGCAGCACCCCGGGGUGGUCCCGCGCUUCGUGCAGUCGGUGGCCGAGGGGGACGACACCCACGUCCCCAUCUACACCUACAACAACCUCACCUGCCUCCACCCCCCGGCCGUGGCAGGCCUGGACCUCCGUGACACCACUGAGGACAGCUUUGCCCACUGCUGA
Molecule: messenger RNA, 1782 nt
Organism: Chaetura pelagica (chimney swift)
Lineage: Eukaryota; Metazoa; Chordata; Aves; Apodiformes; Apodidae
Gene: IGFALS
Product: insulin-like growth factor binding protein, acid labile subunit
Exons: 2
Coding region: 1-1782 (593 amino acids)
Cellular component (GO): extracellular matrix
Molecular function (GO): protein binding
Source: RefSeq, a predicted model, not a curated record